Periconia digitata is the source of this 413-nucleotide messenger RNA. Lineage: Eukaryota; Fungi; Ascomycota; Dothideomycetes; Pleosporales; Periconiaceae. The record is from the annotation of a GenBank genome assembly.
AUGCCCAUCUAUGUAGUACGUGUAUAUCGCUACACGACGCAUCAAGCGAACCACAAGUUCGAGGCCCCUCCCGCCGCAAAAGGAGCUCCAGCACAGUCAGCCAGCGCCGCCGCCGCCAUUAUAGCGCGAAUACGAGAACAGAAAUCAAGAGACGGUGAUCCUUGCGUCCCUCUUCCUUGACUUGUUUCAAUUCGUCGGACUUUGGGCUGUCUUUUCGCUAAGUGACUCGCGUUUGCUAAGCUACUUGAGGUACUCGAGAGAAAGUUCGUGGUAGAGCGUAGUGAGAGUGAUUGGGCGCAAUGUAGCAUGAUUCAAUCAAGACUAAUCGGUAUAAGCAAUGCCGAGGGAAAAGAAACGUACGAUCUAGAAGCCCGGGGACUCUUAGAUAGACUUCGUUGCAUUGGACGAUCGUG